This is a messenger RNA of Aethina tumida (small hive beetle), 1183 nucleotides long. RefSeq lists its product as uncharacterized. Bases 189 to 395 code for a protein of 68 amino acids. Lineage: Eukaryota; Metazoa; Arthropoda; Insecta; Coleoptera; Nitidulidae. The transcript has 4 exons. The record is from RefSeq and is a predicted model, not a curated record.
CCGACCUGGAUCGAGCGUAGUGUUGAACGCGGCAAAAAUACGAUCGAACGUGUGCCUCUUAUUCUGUAUACUCUAGACUGUUUUCAAAAUAUAAUGUUCGCCUUUGUGUUUCCACCUUGCUAAAUUUCGGCAAGAUAAUUGAUAUUAAUUAAUUGGACUGGAAGGAAACCAAAAUUAGGAUCGCAAAUAUGCCUGUUGGCGGACGAGUUGCUGGUAAAGUCAGUGGCAUCAUCUCCAACAAUUAUAAUGGACGGUCGUUCAAAGGGAUCAACGAGGAAAUAAUAUGGGUGAGCAUAGGAAUGAGCAUCGCCAUCGCCAUCCUGAUAACGAUAGCGUUGUGUUACAUAAUGAGAGAGAAGUACAUACAGCGGCGGGAGUACUACAUCACGGCAUGAAACGUCGUACCUUUAUAAAGUACGCCUGAGAUUCCUUUUACGAAGGAGAUCUCGGGCGGUUAUGAUCAUGUAUAAACUAGUCCAUCUUUGUAUGUAUAAUAUGUAGCAUGUCAUCUUCACAUAAAUUACUUUUUAGAUACGGAUUUUCUAUGGCUGAACUUAAACAUUACCAUAAACGGUUUAAAACGUCAACUCAUUAAAAACGUUGUUCCGGUGUGGCUUUACGAAGUUGAAAGUUGCUAAAUCGGAACAACUGCAUAAAUUCAAAACGUGCAAAUGUGUGAUAAAAUGACAAACAAAUAAACUGUGCCAAUAUUUUAAACUAAACCUUCAGUCGUACCCAAGAACUAAUAACAAAAAUCAAAAUAAAAUUGUUGACAACAAUUUCAGUAUGACCGAAGGAAUAAACUUAUGAAUAUGCCAAAACUUAAAAUUAGUCAGGGUAGCACUUGUUAGUAUCCUAUAACCCUUCCAUGUUUAGAUCUUGUUGAUGUCUCAAAACUAAUUUACACGCCGAAAUGCUUAUUUUGGACUACAUAUAGUUGGCCUAAAUGUCCUUUUUUGUGGACCAAAUAUUAACCGAAUAGUAUUUUAGAACUUGUAGAUAUUGUAUGUCAAUUUUGAUGGACAAAUUGUUUAAUAUGAAUAUACAACUGUUUAUUAUACUGUAAAAAUUUUAUUGAUGAGAACCUGUUAGCUUAUUUCAAAUUAUAUUAGUUAUAGAAUAUAAUUUAAUGUUUAUUAAGUUCUACUUCCAUUGUUUUAAUAAUUAUACAUAUUGAAAAGUA